Messenger RNA from Epithele typhae, 813 nucleotides. RefSeq lists its product as uncharacterized. The record is from RefSeq and is a predicted model, not a curated record. Bases 1 to 813 code for a protein of 270 amino acids. NCBI's taxonomy places the organism in Eukaryota, Fungi, Basidiomycota, Agaricomycetes, Polyporales, Epitheliaceae. The transcript is spliced from 7 exons.
AUGAGCCCCAGAGCUCUUUCUUCGCCGCUGCAUGCCGCCGCAUGUUGGUCUCGUUCAUCGCUCCGGCCGAGGCCAACGCGUUUUCGGCCGCGGGGGUCCACCCACCUCCCGUUCCUCCGAUAUCUCGGGAAUCUGAACUUCCCCGUGGGAUACGCACAGGCUUGGCGCAAGUACGCGCUCCACGGCCGCAUCCGCCCCCAGGACGGCCCCCUCGUUCUUGUUCUCGUCAGCGUCCCGCUAGCGGGUGGCGUGACAGCCACACCAGCGUCCUCCCCACCGUCUUCCACAGGGUCGACGGCCCGCCCUCUGCUGUCCCUGGCGCAGGGGCACGUCUGUGCGCCGUCGAAGGUGGCGCGCUCGAUAUGGUCCGCGAGAGGACUGGCAGAUGGGCGGUGCGCGAAAGGCUUGAGAGGGCCGCCCGUGCGCGUGCGCGUUGGUCGCGGUGGCAGCGGCGGUGGCGGGCGUACAUCUAUGUCGCUGUCGCUAGAUACUGGUCUGCCCUCACAAGCCUCAGUAACGUCUCAUUAUGGAUUUGGGUUUUUCCUGAUGCUCGGGAUUGACUAUUUCAAUGGCGAGAGCGUCCCGGACGUGGUGAGCAAGGGACGCGACUGGAAAUUCUGGGUCGAACCACACCUCGUGAACGCUCCAGAAGUCACGAAGCCAUGGCUGGCAGAGGUGACACGGACCCUCUUGCGCUGGAACGGGAUUGACGGUCCUUCAGGAAACUGCUUCGGCGCCCCGUACGCGAUGAACCUGCUUACGGAGGACUGGCUUCAUCAGGAAAAACCCAAAUCCAUAAUGAGACGUUACUGA